Syzygium oleosum is the source of this 1205-nucleotide messenger RNA. RefSeq lists its product as uncharacterized. Bases 242 to 1084 code for a protein of 280 amino acids. The record is from RefSeq and is a predicted model, not a curated record. Lineage: Eukaryota; Viridiplantae; Streptophyta; Magnoliopsida; Myrtales; Myrtaceae. The transcript has 5 exons. Gene Ontology annotation, cellular component: mitochondrion; nucleoplasm. Gene Ontology annotation, molecular function: cadherin binding.
CCCAAAAAAGCCCCCAAACUCUCUCUCUCUCUCUUCCCCUCCCGGCAUUGCAUGCUCCGACUCUGUGUAGGUGAAUCCGUUUUCCCUCUGUAGCUCUUCUCUCUCUGGGAUUCUCCAUGAGAAGAUCGCCGUUGCUCGAUCUUUCUUGUUGUCCUGACUGGAGAGAGCUGUUUCUUUAUUGAGCUUUAAUAAAGGAAAUUGCAUAUUGGGCUGAUUUAUUGUGAAGCUAAGAUUGCUGGAGAUGCCUCGCGAUAUAUCGAGGUCUCGUUCACCUUCAUAUAGACGAAGGCGUUCACCUUCUCCUUUGGGGCAUAGGUAUAGCCGCAGGAGUCGAAGAGACAGAAGCCGCUCUCCCUAUUCAUCUUAUUCUUAUAGCAGACGGAAAAGCCGUUCUAUAUCUCCAAGGCGACGCAAGAGUCGUUCUCCAACAGUGAGGCGUCGCAAAAGCCGCUCCCCUACCCCAAAGCGCUAUAGAAGGCAAAAGAGUAGAAGUUCCUCAUUGGUUCCUACUCAUAGUUCUUCUAGUCCAAGCCUUGGGUCUGUGGAGCGCAAAAGUGCCAAUGAGAAAUUGAGAAAGGAAGAAGAAGAGAGGAAAAGGCGUCAGCGUGAGGCAGAAUUGAAAAUAAUCGAAGAGGAAACUGCUAAGAGGGUAGAGGAAGCUAUCCAGAAGAAAGUGGAAGAGAGCUUGAACUCUGCUGAGAUCCAACUAGAGGUACAAAGAAGGUUGGAGGAAGGCCGGAGAAGGCUUCAUGAUGAAGUUACAGCACAGCUUGAGAAAGAAAAGGAAAUUACCCUUGUUCAGGCCAGACAAAAGGAGGAGCAAGCGCGAAGGGAGAAAGAGGAACUAGAAAGGAUGCUGGAGGAGAACAGGAGAAGAGUAGAAGAAUCUCAGAGAAAGGAAGCUUUAGAGCAGCAGAGGAGGGAAGAGGAACGGUAUUGGGAGCUGGAGGAGCUCCAGAGGAAGAAAGAGGAGGCUCUGCGGAGGAAGAAACAGGAAGAGGACGAGCAACGGUUAAAUCAGAUGAAAGUGUUGGGCAAGAACAAAUUGCGGCCCAAGUUGUCAUUCGCUCUUGGCUCAAAAUGAAAUUGUUGAUGGUAGUUUUUGUUCCAUAUGUGCACUUGGCUUUUUUUUUCUCAUCUUUGCGUCUGGAUUAUGGGGAAAUACAUGGAUAGAUACAAUUGUAGUGGUAUCAGUUCUUCUCUGA